This is a messenger RNA of Cadophora gregata, 858 nucleotides long. It is a transcript of the gene BOR4, whose product is annotated as Boron transporter 4. The transcript has 4 exons. Gene Ontology annotation, biological process: transmembrane transport; monoatomic anion transport; borate transport. Gene Ontology annotation, molecular function: solute:inorganic anion antiporter activity. The coding region runs from base 1 to 858 and encodes 285 amino acids. Gene Ontology annotation, cellular component: plasma membrane. Lineage: Eukaryota; Fungi; Ascomycota; Leotiomycetes; Helotiales; Ploettnerulaceae. The record is from RefSeq and is a predicted model, not a curated record.
AUGCCGUUUGGUUUCUUGGUGAUGCUUCUCUUCUACUACGAUCAUAACGUUAGCAGUUUGACUGCGCAGGCGAAGCAGUAUCCUUUGAAGAAGCCCGGUGGAUUCCACUGGGACUUCUUCUUGCUCGGAUGCACGACCUUCGUUUCAGGUAUCAUCGGUAUUCCGUUACCAAACGGUCUCGUUCCACAGGCACCUGUUCAUACCGAUUCCUUGACACUUUUCGAAACAGAUCUCCAGAUAAUCGCCACUGAAGAAGGUGAAGGGAACGAGAUUCGCCGCCCUAUUGUCAGAGCUACCGGCGUCGUUGAGCAGAGAAUCUCACAUUUCCUUAUGGGUCUUGGUAUCAUCGGUACCAUGACUGGUCCUCUCCUGAUCGUUUUGCACACUAUGCCACGAGCUAUUUUCUGUGGUGUAUUCUUUGUUGUUGGGUGGGGAUCCAUCGAGAGCAAUGGCAUCACUCAGAAAUUGCUGUUCUUAAUGACUGAGCGCCGUUUCGUCCAGCAAGCGGAGCCUCUCCUGAAAGUCAGACGACGUAAGAUAUGGUUAUAUCUCAUGUUCCAGAUAGUCGGUGUGAUCCUUCCGGUCGCGAUUUCUCAAACAAUCGCAGCUAUCGGCUUCCCGGUACUCGUCUGCGCACUAAUUCCGUUCCGUUGGAAGACGAUGCCGAGAUGGUUCACUGUAAAGGAACUUGAAAUCAUGGAUGAUUUGACAGCGAACAAUGAAGUCGUCCUCGCAAGUUUUGGGGGUGCGCCGAAUCUUCCUGGCUCAUCGACAGCGGAAGAAUAUGGUUUGGAGCGUAGAUUCAGUGAGAGUAAGAUAGGUGUACCACGACAGAGGGCUGGUAGUCGUGGCCGUUAG